CCUCAUUUGUGGUCGUUACAUAAUCAUCAGGAAUUAUUGUGUCUAGAACAUUUGAGAAGUGGCUGGUGUUGAGCAUCCAGUUAUUAGCAGUCCGAUAAACCAUACAAUGACCACAAACCUGGAAGAAGUCCUGAGGAACACUCUGGACAACCUCACAGGAGCAGAGUUUAAGAGGUUUAAGCACUACCUGCGGGACCAGGGCAGAGUAGCAUGGGGAAAGCUGGAGAAGGCCGACACAGACGACGCCGUGGACUUGAUGGUGGAGGUGUAUGGCACGGACGCGGGGAGCAUCACGCUGACCAUCUUGCGGAAGAUGAACAACCAUCAGUUGACAGAGGACUUGGAGAGAGAUCUAGAGAGAUAUUAUGAUGAAGCACAUGCAGCAACAAGGAAGAAAUCAUCACUAAUACAAAAACUUCAGGAAGAACUGAAAAACAAGUUUUCUAUCUUACAUCAAGAGUCUGGGAAUUACAGUUUACAAGAUACUUAUAUUGAGGUUCAUAUUGAAGAAAGACAUAUGACAGAAGAAAAUAGAACAGGACCAAGCUCUGAAGCUAAGCAAAUCGAGUUGGGGGACAUAUUUGCAGACACAUUUGCCACAAGAGUUUUGACAUUGGGAGCUGCUGGUGUAGGGAAAACUGUUGCAGUGCAGAAGUUUGUCAUGGACUGGGCUGAGAGAAAAACAAAUCAAGACAUAGAUUUUGUUUUUCUUCUUCCAUUCCGAGUGCUGAACUUGAAGAGAAGAAAAAGCUACAGCCUUCUUGAUCUUCUUCUUGUGUUCUACCCUAAACUCGAAGAUUUGAGAAACCUCCCUGAAUUCAGUGAAAGCAAGAUGCUUUUUGUCUUUGACAGUCUCAACGAAAGCCAACUCCAGCUAGACUUUGAUGGGUGUAUUUGUGACCCUUAUGAGAAGUCUUCCGUGGACAUCCUCAUCUCGAGUCUCAUCAAAGGUACCCUCCAACCUUCUGCACUCAUCUGGGUCACAACCAGACCAGCAGCUGCCAGUCUGAUCCCAUGUGAGUACUUCAACAUGAAGACAGAGGUGUGUGGAUUCAAUGACCCCCAGAAAAUUGAGUUCCUCCAGAAGAGUAUCAGGAAUCCAGAAAAGGCCAACAGAGUCAUUGAAUUUGUCAACAACAAAAGAAGCCUUCAUGUCAUGUGUCAGAUACCACUAUUCUGCCACAUUGUAGCCAACGUGCUGGAAGAGAUACUGGAAAAUCAGAGCAAAGAGGAGCCACCAAAAACUUUGACUGAAACAUAUGCAUCAUUCAGUGUUCUUCAGAUAAAAAACCUGAAGAACAAGAGUGCACUGGAAAAAGGACAGCUCCUUAUUAAACUUGGGAAACUGGCAUUUAGACAUCUGGAGAAAGGCACCCUGAUGUUUUAUGAGAAAGAUUUGAAAGUGUGUGAUCUUGAUGUGAAAUCUGGAGCUUUUGAUGCUGGAGUGUUCACAGAGAUCUUGAAAAUGGAAAGUGGCAUAACUGGAGAGAACACCUUUAGCUUUGUGCACCUCAGUGUACAAGAAUUCUUUGCUGCUCUUUAUGUUCUUCAUGAAAGUGGUAAUGGGGAAAAUCCUCUUCUCAAGACUGUGAGUGAGAAGAUCAGCUGGUCGUCCACACCAUCAAGGUCUCACCUUUAUGAGUUUGCUGUGGAAAAGGCCCUGCAGAGCAAGAUUGGACAAUUGGACCUAUUCCUGUGCUUCCUUCUUGGCCUGGCUCCAAUGUUGGAGCCUGAAAUCCAGCCCCCACUGGAUGUAGUGCUGCCACAGUUAGCUACCAGAGAAGUAAGCACUGAGAAAACAGUUCAAUACAUCAAGGAGAAGAUCAAAGAGGACGUCUCACUAGAACGGCUCAUUAAACUCUUCCACUGUUUAAAUGAGCUUGGGGACAGUUCACUGGCAGAGGAGAUCAUUGGGCACAUAAACUCAGUAGAGGAGAAGAACCUGACUCCAGCCCAGUGCUCAGCUCUGGCCUACCUGCUGCUGAUAUCAGCUGAAGACUUGGAGGAGUUUGAUCUGAAGAAAUACCUUAGAUCAGAAACAGGGCUCCACAGAAUGCUCUCUGUAGUCAAAGUUUCUAGGAGAGUUUGGCUAAAUCGGUGUUGCCUAUCUAAAGCAAGCUGUGAACUAUUGGCAUCAGUUCUGCCAGGGAUAGCAUCUCAUGUCAGAGAACUGGAUAUGAGUGACAAUGACUUGCAGGAUGAAGGAGUGGAGCUGCUCUGUGUGGGACUAAGAGAACCACAAUGCAAGCUGGAGACACUGAGGCUAAACCGUUGUCACCUCUCUCAUGAGAGCUGUGAACUGUUGGAGUCUGUUCUGCGAGAAUCGACAUCCCAUCUCAGAGAACUGGACAUGAGUGACAAUGACCUGCAGGAUGAAGGAGUGGAGCUGCUCUGUGUGGGACUAAGAGAACCACAAUGCAAGCUGGAGACACUGAGGCUAAAUCGAUGUCACCUCUCUAAAGCAAGUUGUGAAAUGAUGGCUUCAGUGCUGCAAAGGACUCCUUCCCAUUUCAAAGAACUGGACUUGAGUGAGAAUGACCUGGGGGAUGAAGGAAUAGACCUGCUCUGUGUUGGACUGUGGGAUCCACAUUGCAAGCUGGAAACACUGAGGUUGUCUCUUUGUGUGAUCACACACAAGGGCUGUUCUCUCUUGGCCGCUGCCCUCAAAUCAAACCCUUCCUACCUGAAACAUCUGGACCUCAGCUGCAAUCACCCAGGAGAGUCAGGUGUCAGAGAGCUCACAGAAAGACUGAAUGAUCCCAAUUGUAAACUAGAGACUUUCAAGUAUGACCACGGAGGAGAGUUUAGGAGUAAACCAGGAAUAAGAAAAUAUGCCUGUGAGCUCACACUGGACCCAAACACGGCUGCCAGAGAUCUUUCCUUCUCUGAGGAUAACAGAAGGGUGACACAUGUGACAGAGAAACAGCCAUAUCCUGACCACCCAGACAGAUUUGACUCCUGCUCUCAGGUGCUGUGUGGAGAGGGUUUGUCUGGACGCUGCUAUUGGGAGGCUGAGUGGAGUGGUAAUUAUGUUUCGAUAGGAGUGACAUACAAAAACAAGGGUUGGGUUGGAACCUGCGUUGGAGAUAAUGACAAGUCUUGGACUGUGCGUUUCUCUGGGAGAUUUGUUAGCAUGUUUUCACAUAAUUGUAUUACUAGGGUUAGCACUUCACACGAUGGUUACAUUCACUCUGCCCGCCACAAUAAUGAAGAGACUAAGAUACUUAAUACACCCCCCUGCUACAAAAGAGUAGGAGUGUUCCUGGACUGGCCCGCAGGUACCCUGUCCUUCUACAGCGUCUCCUCCGACACGCUCACUCACCUGCACACGUUCCGCUCCACAUUCACUGAGCCCCUCUAUCCUGGGUUCAGGUGUGAAGAGUCCACAGUGCGCUUGUGUCAGAUCACAUGAUCUACUAAGCCUGCAGAAGCACCAGAGCCUGCAGAAGUGCCUCACAAACAACAGUGUGAUGGCAUUCUGUAGUGAAAUAUACAUAAUACAUAGCCCAAUAAUUAAUUCAAAUGUUGAUAAACACGUUCCUAGGAAUCAAGGAAUUCAAUUAAUUUAAGAUUAUAUUCAUAUUUAAAUGUUUAUAAAAUUGUUAAAGAAUAAAACGAAGGAACCAGAUGUUUUCUCUUCUCUUCUAAGUUUAUGUGUCUGUGUGGGGGGCUAAACGAUUUGCCUGAUUGCUUUUUAGCACACACAUGAUCUGUAACAAGGAUUUCCAUAAUUUAUAUGGAUUAUUUAUGUGUGUAUUGUAUUGCACUGAAAAAUAUCAAAUCUAAUUAAUUCAUUCAUUUGUUGUAUUUUGUGUCUAUUGUGUUGCUUUUCCAAUAUUGUGACA
Molecule: messenger RNA, 3845 nt
Organism: Alosa alosa (allis shad)
Lineage: Eukaryota; Metazoa; Chordata; Actinopteri; Clupeiformes; Clupeidae
Product: NACHT, LRR and PYD domains-containing protein 12-like
Exons: 10
Coding region: 107-3412 (1101 amino acids)
Molecular function (GO): protein binding
Source: RefSeq, a predicted model, not a curated record